CGCCGCGAGUGCGCUCCCACUCGUUUCAUCUUCCCUACACUCGACCUAAGCCAUGUCCAACCAGGAUUACUACAGUAGUCAGCAACAGUAUUAUCCCCCACAAGGUGUGUCUUGCCCUUCAUUAUUCAAGCGUCAGGAUUCACUCUCCGAGUGCAGGACCACCUCAGGGUGGCUACUACCCGCAGCCACCUCAGCAAGCUUAUGGCCAGCCUCCCCCGCCUCAAGGCUACUACCAGCCUCAGCCGCCACCUCAGACCGUCUAUGUGUAAGUGUCUCCCCUUCCCCUUCCCCUCUCCCCGUGUCACCGGCCAACCCGUUCUGGCCUCACGAUACCCCUCUCUCGAUAGACAACAACCGCCUCCCAAGGGCGGCGGCGGUGGCGGCGGCGACUGCUGUGCAUGUUUAGGGGGAGCGUUGCUUUGCUGCUGCGCAGAAGGUGCGUCGUGCUGCGUUAGCUUCGUCGUCUACUAACUUGUAGCAACCAUAGAGAUUUGCUGUGAUUGUCUCUUCUAAUCCAUGGAUGUUGCUAUAUAUACCAUAUCGAAGCCACCGUGAUUCUCGCCCACGUCGACUCGGUCCCUACCGUCGUCCUAACUUCAAGUGGUUUUAGGCAUUCCUAGGAUUAUUAUUAUGCCCAUGCUGUCUAGUGUAUUUCUCUAGGACUUAUAUAAUUUGCAUGCCUUUCUCUGGACCUGUCAGAUAGCCUUUUGUCCACGUCAGAAAGCGAAUUUUGAGCCUCCGAGAAGUCCACGUUGUCGCCGACAAUUUGGAAGGCUGCCACAAAAUUGGAGCUGUUCACAGCAACUUGAAAGAGCCUAGGAUGUGACAGAACGGU
Messenger RNA from Phanerochaete carnosa HHB-10118-sp, 835 nucleotides. RefSeq lists its product as uncharacterized. The record is from RefSeq and is a predicted model, not a curated record. Lineage: Eukaryota; Fungi; Basidiomycota; Agaricomycetes; Polyporales; Phanerochaetaceae. The transcript has a single exon. Bases 53 to 406 code for a protein of 117 amino acids.